Molecule: messenger RNA, 3259 nt
Organism: Daktulosphaira vitifoliae (grape phylloxera)
Lineage: Eukaryota; Metazoa; Arthropoda; Insecta; Hemiptera; Phylloxeridae
Exons: 12
Coding region: 168-3251 (1027 amino acids)
Biological process (GO): protein folding in endoplasmic reticulum
Cellular component (GO): membrane; cytoplasm
Source: RefSeq, a predicted model, not a curated record
AAAAUCUAACUUCGUGUUUAAAAUUUAAUUCAUUACUUAUAUUAAUACUUCUAUGUUUUUUGUAACACCGUUAAAUUUCAAUGUAAAAGAAUAUUCGAUUGGCUCAAUGACAGUUUGUCUUCUUAUCAAAUAUAAAUUGAAAUCGCUUUUAAUUCUUUCUUUUACAUAUGAGUUUCUUUUUAAUUCCGAGUUCUUAUGGAAUACUAUAUUUUCUAUUCAUCAGUUGUGCUUUUAAGUCAGUUAUAUUAGAUAUUGAAAAUGAUAAUAUUCUAAAUAAUGAACAUGUCACAGAUAACUCAAAUAACACAUCAUCAAUAUUUGUACUUAAAGUUAAUGAACAUAGUAGUUUGAAGAAAUCACACAAUUACAAGCAAAGUUGGAAAAAUGUCUUGAGUACAUUAAAUACAUGUAACAAAGAUGUCUACCUACCUGAUUUAUUAACUACUAAUGAAAUUGAUAAAAAAUUUUUAUUAAAUAUAAGUGAUAAAUGGAAUCAGGAUAAAAUAAAUGAAACAAUAACAAGUGAUAAUUGUAGUAAACACAUUGAUAAUACUAUAAUUAAUACAGAUGUGUUAGAUGACCCAGGUAGAGGACAUAUAACUGAGAAUUUAACAGCAAGUGUUCGUAACGUAACUGUUAAUGAAGAUAUACCUUCUUUUAGAGAGUGGACAAAAAAACAAUUAGAAGAAGCUGAAAAGCAGCCAACUCUUAAUGAAACUAAAUUUAAACAUGAAAAUAAAAUUUUGAAAAAAAAUUUUGCUUCACCUGAAUGUGGCGCAAAAGUAGUUUCAACUAAUCCUGAAGCCAAAUAUCCACAUCUAUUGUUAACUUUGCCAAAUGAUGAAUAUAUGUUAAAUCUAUGUAAAAGUACCACUUGGUUUGUUGUUGAACUUUGUGAGGCUAUUCAAGUUAAAAGAAUUGAACUUGCAAACUAUGAAUUAUUUUCAUCAACCCCAAAAGAGUUUUCUGUCUUUGUUGCGUCUCGAUUAAAUACUCGUAAUUGGACUCCAAUUGCACAUUUGGUUGCAGAAGAUGUUAGAGUAUUACAAGAUUUUCACAUAAACACUACUAUUGACAAUGUAUUCACAAAAUACGUCAAGGUUGAAAUACAUUCUCAUUAUGGAAAAGAGCAUUAUUGUCCAAUAUCAGUAUUUAAUGCAUAUGGAUUAUCAGAAUUUGAAGCAUUAGAAAGAGCAGAUGAUCCUGGUUUAGAAAAUCCACAAGUUGAAAAUGAAGAUGUUGAUGAUUUUGAAGUUAUUGAUGAAAUAGAUGUUGAUAAAAAUAAAACUAACAGUAAAAGUACUUUACUUGAUAGUGCUAGAACUGCUGUUAUGUCAAUCGUCAAAAUAGCUGCUGACGUAUUAGAUAUAAGACAAAAAUCUCCAUGUGAUACCCCACCUUGUAGUAUCAAUGAAACAACAUAUAAUUUCACUGAUGUAAAUCAAUAUAUAAACUGUAUAACACCUGGUUAUAUUAUGGUAUGCCAUGGCUGUAAUGACACUUUUUAUAAAAAUAUGUUUGACAUUAUUAGUUGUGAAUCCAAUCAUUUGACUGAAAUUUACCAAAAUAAAUAUAUAUAUGAAUCAAUAAUAAAUAGUGAUAUAUGUGCUGAUUAUGGUUUAGAUUUUUCAUUGUUAAAAAAAAGAAAUAAGCAUAAAAAAUUAUUAAAUGGAAAUCAACGUGAAAAAUUUAUUACAUCUCUCUUUCCAUUAGUCAAAAUAGCAGCAUUAUGCAACACUCUAGCAAUUAUUCAUAAUAAAAUUGCAUUAAAUAAAGCUAAACGUAUUUAUAUUAAUGACGAUCUAAUUAUAAAUUUACAAACAGCUUCUUCAGAUGUUAUUUCACAAAACAGCAGUAAUAGUAGCUCAAGUUACCAAAAAUCUGAUGAAUCGACUCAAAGUUCUUCACCAAUUAGUAGUAAUUCAGUCACUUUAGAUUUAUCAAGUUUCAUUGAGCCUAUAGUUGCUCAGAUUUUACCUACAAAAAUCUCAGCUACUAAAGAUGAACCACCUAUGUCAUUAACCCAUCAAUUAAAAGAGACCAUUAACGUUAAUAUUGAAAAUAUAACUGCUGAAACUUCAUCAAGUCAAGAAUACAACAUGACUAGUGGGGUACCUACACAAAGUUCUACUGAGUAUGUAACCAGUACCAUUGUAAAUAAUACUAUUGUUACUGAUAUUGAUAAUUCAAAUAUAAGAAAUUCAACUACUGAAAUUAAACCACCACAAGAACAGCAAACAGACAAUUUUGACAAUUUUUUUAAAGACUUUGAAACUGAAGAAAGUGAAAAUGAUAAGUGUAAUUCCACAGCAUCUGAAUCUUCUAUUCAGUAUACUACAGUGCAACCUUCAGUUCUGUCUCAAAACACAAAACAAUCAUUAUUUAUUCGUUUAGCUAAUCGUAUUAAGGACUUGGAACGUAAUAUGUCUCUCAGUGGUGAAUAUUUACAAGAAUUAAGUACUCGUUAUAAAAAACAAGUUGAUGAUAUGCAGCGAACAAUUUUGGAAUUAACCGAAGAGAAUAGAUUAAUAAGAGAACAGGAUUUGAAAAUUCUUGAGGAAAUAAAGUUUUUAAGUGAUCAAGUGUCUUCUCUCCAAAGUACCUUACAUUAUUUAAAGGCAGAAACUGAGAAUUUUAAUUUAUUGUCAUUUAUUCUAUCUGAUAGCAGUCCAACAACAGUCAUGAUAUUUUGCUUCUUAAUUCUAGCAUAUGUGGCUCUUAGACUCUUAGGUUUUAUCGGAAAACACGGAAAAGAGCUUGUUUGGGAGAGUUCAAUAAAACCUAAUAAUACUCGUAGACUAUCAACAAAUGAUAUUCCUUCUGAUAUUAAAGAAAAACAUAGACGUCCUAGUGAAGAAGCCUUAUUUUCAUCUGGAACAACCCAUCAAGACCUGUUAAUUAGAAAUAAUAAUGGAGAAAACGUUAAAAGUGAAAGAAGACGUAGAAGAAAACGUAAAGAACUAAUAUUGAAGUCAAAAUCUAAUGCUAUAAAUUUAGAAGUUGGUGGUAUGGAAAAUGGUGGUAACAUUAAAAUGAAAUCUAGCCACAAAGACAUUCAUAGAAGUGCAUCAUCAUCUGAUCUUACUUCUAUUGAUGUUCCAAAUAAUGAAUUUAUGAAAACUGCUUUAUCUAUUAGGACAAAUAGAAUGUCUGGUACAUUACAUCCAAGUAAUGGUUUUAUUGAAUCCAACAAAAAUUUAACAGAAUCAAAGUCAAAGAGUAUUAAAAAUUUUUUAAAAAGAAUAUUUUGAGUUUGAGA